Messenger RNA from Meleagris gallopavo (turkey), 1811 nucleotides. The record is from RefSeq and is a predicted model, not a curated record. Lineage: Eukaryota; Metazoa; Chordata; Aves; Galliformes; Phasianidae.
GCUGUCAGUGCUUUGCGCUGGAUGCUGCGCGGCGUCUGCGUGCGUUUGCGGUGCGCGAGCGGCUGCGCAAAUGAGGAGAAAGCACGGGGCAGCGCGAGCGGGUGCUGCUGGCUCUCACCCUGUUCUUUUUCCCUCCACCCUGCCUCCCCCGGCCGCUUCGCACCGCAGACCAUUUUAAACUCCAUGCAUAAGUACCAGCCCCGCUUCCACAUCGUCCGAGCGAACGAUAUUCUCAAGCUUCCCUACAGCACGUUCCGGACCUACGUGUUCCCGGAGACUGAAUUCAUCGCAGUGACCGCAUACCAGAAUGAUAAGAUCACUCAAUUAAAAAUUGACAACAACCCCUUUGCCAAAGGUUUUCGCGACACUGGGAAUGGAAGGAGGGAAAAAAGGAAGCAGCUGACCCUGCAGUCCAUGCGGGUGUACGACGAGAGGCAGAAAAAAGAAAAUCCCACUUCAGACGAAUCGUCUAACGAACAGACAGCCUUCAAGUGCUUCGCGCAGUCCUCCUGCCCCGCCGUGCCUGCCGUCGGCACCUCCAGCCUCAAAGAUCUCUGUCCCAGCGAGGGUGACAGCGAUGCCGACAGCAAAGACGACCCUUUGCUAGAAGCCAGCGAGUCGGGCAAAAUCAGCACGACCACGGCCACCACCCCCGCGCCGGCCAGCUCCGGUGCGGCUGCGAGUGACGACCCCCGGGAAAAGGGGGGCAGCCCCUCCAAAAGUCACUUCUUCCCCAGCGACUCGGCGACGAGCCGGAGCCGGGAGAGGACGGAGAAAGCCCCCCCAGACUCCCGACACAGCCCGGCCACCAUCUCCUCCAGCAGCCGAGGGGGAGGCUUGAGCGGCGAGGAACUGAAAAGCCCCCUCCGGGACGGCCCUAAAGUAGACGAGAACCGGCUGCUGGGGAAAGAGCCCUUCGCCCCCCUCACGGUCCAGACCGACAGCACGGCGCACCUGAGCCAGGGACAUUUGCAGAACCUGGGGUUCCCACCCGCUCUGGCCGGCCAGCAGUUCUUCAACCCGCUGGGGAACGGGCAUCCGCUGCUGCUGCACCCCGGGCAGUUCGCUAUGGGGGGGGCUUUCUCCGGCAUGGCCGCGGGCAUGGGGCCGCUGCUCGCCACAGUGUCGGGGGCUUCCGCCGGCGGCUCGGGACUGGACAGCACGGUGAUGGCCACGGCGGCCGCCCAGGGACUCUCGGGAGCAUCCACGGCCGCUCUGCCCUUCCACCUGCAGCAGCACGUCCUGGCCUCUCAGGGCUUGGCCAUGUCUCCCUUCGGCAGCCUCUUCCCCUACCCCUACACCUACAUGGCGGCGGCGGCGGCAGCUUCCAGCGCGGCCUCCAGUUCUGUGCACCGGCAUCCCUUCCUCAACGCCGUGCGGCCCCGGCUCCGCUACAGCCCCUACCCGUUGCCCGUGCCCCUGCCCGACGGCAGCAGCCUCCUCACCACCGCGCUGCCCGGGGCUCUGGCCGCGCCCUCCGGAGAGACCAAAGGCAGCGCUCUGGCCUCCAGCCCCGGCGCCGUGCCUCUGGACUCCGCCUCGGACCUCACCAGCCGCUCGUCCACGCUCUCCUCCGGCUCCGUAUCCCUGUCCCCAAAGCUGGGAGCCGACAAGGAGGCGGCCACCAGCGAACUGCAGAAUAUCCAGCGCCUGGUCAGCGGCCUCGACCCCAAGCAGGACAGAUCCCGCAGCGGCUCCCCGUAGCCGCCAGCUCAUUUCAAACCAGUCUCGCAAUGCACUUUGUUUGAAAGAAACCACAUCCUCCAUCCCACCGAGCCUUUCAGCCCCCCCUCCUAUCCUCCCCUCUUCCC